Messenger RNA from Seminavis robusta, 1248 nucleotides. NCBI's taxonomy places the organism in Eukaryota, Bacillariophyta, Bacillariophyceae, Naviculales, Naviculaceae. The record is from the annotation of a GenBank genome assembly.
AUGAUGCACUCUCAAGCAGAGAUGUCGGUACCGAUAACAGCACUACCUGUAGCAAGAAUUGAGCGUUUGGAAAAGAUACCUUCUGAUGACUGCGAUGAACUUUCCGCUUCCGACCAUCGGAGCCAUGCCAGUGGUAUCCACAAUGGAGUCCUUCGCUCAAGAACUGGCAAGCGUGUUCUGUCUCUUGUCGUACCACUGAUUCUAACUGGUAUUGCAAUGAUGGUGUACAUGCCAGAAGUAAGAAAGGGGGUAGUUCUGAGCAUGCUAAGAGACACGGACAACAUUUCCAGGCACCCACACCAAGCCUCCAUCGAGAGCCACACUGCUGAGCCGAACUUUAGCCAACAAGUGAACCUACAAGGAAUAUAUCCAUUACUAGCUCCAUCAGUAGAGAGACCAUUCAUUUUCUUCCACCAAAGAAAGUGUGGGGGCACUACGCUAAGGACUCAGCUGUAUGCUGCUGCUAAGAACAUAUCUGCUGAGAGCUUUAUUCCCUGCUUCUCUGCGCAUGGGAGAGAGACACUAGAUUGUGAGACCUAUUAUACACCUCAGAUCAGUAAUCCUGCAUUGCUCCCAAAUGGAAAAGUUCCAAUUGUCUAUGGUGGGCACUUCUACUACCCCUCCUUUCAGAGAACCAUUUACCUGUUCCAUAAUGAUCCCCACAAUGUGGCACUGGUUCAACCACCUCCUACAGCAGAUUUUACCUGUUUGACAAUAUUUCGUGAGCCGACAGCUCGAAUACAAUCCUGUUGGAACUUUAGAAUGGUGGAACACAACAAUCUCAGGGAGGAGAAUAAUGUUACUGAGUUUGCUUCAAUUCCAGCAAUCCACAUGAGACAAAAUCUAACCACAGCCAUGUCUAGCUAUGGUGAAGGCUGUCUCAACGAGCCAAUGCGAAUAUUUAGUGAUUAUGGUAACGAUGAAUUCAUUGUCAAUCAUCUGCAUGAACCAAACUUGGCUAAUGUUGCCAACCAUGCCACAGAACAAACUCUGUCAAGGAUUGCUGAGCACUGUGUGGUAGGCAUUUUUGAACGUUGUGCUGACACCAGGGCUGCAAUUGCCAAGUACAUUCCAUUUCUGGAGCCAUAUAUGAAUGAGUGCAGUGGUGGUGGGGAGCACUUGAAUGGUGGCAACGUGUCAAAGGGAAUAUUGGACGAAGAGCAGCUUGGGGUGAUUCGAAAAUUGUCCUGGUACGAGGACCAAAUCUAUCAGGCAGCCAAUCGGUUACUGGAUGUACAAAUCCAAUAA